Molecule: messenger RNA, 1527 nt
Organism: Callorhinchus milii (elephant shark)
Lineage: Eukaryota; Metazoa; Chordata; Chondrichthyes; Chimaeriformes; Callorhinchidae
Gene: otx2b
Product: orthodenticle homeobox 2b
Exons: 3
Coding region: 16-1305 (429 amino acids)
Biological process (GO): regulation of transcription by RNA polymerase II; multicellular organism development
Cellular component (GO): nucleus
Molecular function (GO): RNA polymerase II cis-regulatory region sequence-specific DNA binding; DNA-binding transcription factor activity, RNA polymerase II-specific
Source: RefSeq, a predicted model, not a curated record
GACUGGUGCUAACUAAUGGGACCUAUGCAAAUUGCAAUGCUAACAAUUGCGAUGGUUAUUGUUGUGUGCGAGGCGCGUUGCAAUAAUGGGUGUAGCAGGUUUUGGGGACAUGUUUAUCUGGUCUGCAUCCCCCCCUGGUCCAAGAGACAGCUGGGGGUCUGGGGCUGCUUUCAUAAGAGACAGACUGGGAUCUGUAGGGAGAUCAGAUACUUUCAAGUGAUCAGACACAAGCGUUCUCUCCUUCUCUCACCAGCUUUUCCGCUCUGUGAACAGAUACAGAUUCGCCCAGGGCCUUUUUUUUUAAAAAAAAACAUUUCUAUUUCUCCGUUUCUCUCCAAAGUCGAUCGAAGAGCCGAGAAAGAAAGGAGCCAGACACCCUUGCAUUUUUUUUUCGUAUUUAUCGCAACUUUGCCAAACGCACCAAACUUUAGCAUGAUGUCUUAUCUCAAGCAACCUCCCUACCCAGUGAACGGACUGAGUCUCACCGCGUCAGGCAUGGAUCUGCUACACCCCUCGGUCGGCUAUCCUGCCACGCCGCGCAAGCAAAGGCGAGAGAGAACCACGUUCACCCGAGCUCAGCUGGAUGUCCUUGAGGCGCUUUUCGCCAAGACUCGCUACCCGGACAUCUUCAUGCGGGAGGAGGUGGCUCUGAAGAUCAAUCUGCCCGAAUCCAGAGUCCAGGUUUGGUUCAAAAAUCGUCGAGCGAAAUGCCGGCAACAGCAGCAACAGCAGCAGAACGGAGGGCAGAAUAAAAUCCGACCGUCUAAGAAGAAGAGCUCCCCGGCCCGGGAGCCCAGCUCAGAGAGCGGGGCCAGCGGCCAGUUCACGCCGCCCUCCAGCACCCCGGUGACGGCUAUCUCCAGCAGCAGCGCCCCGGUGUCCAUCUGGAGCCCGGCGUCCAUCUCCCCCAUCGCCCCCGACUCCCUCUCCACCUCCUCGUCGUGCAUGCAGCGCUCCUACCCCAUGACCUACACCCAGGCCUCGGGCUACACGCAAGGCUACGCUGGAUCCACGUCGUAUUUUGGAGGAAUGGACUGCGGCUCCUACCUGUCCCCCAUGCACCACCAGCUCUCCGGCCCGGGCACGGCUCUCAGCCCCAUGGGCACCAACGCAGUGACGGCCGGUCACCUCAACCAGUCUCCAGCCUCCCUCUCUGCCCAGGGCUACCCGACCGGCGGCUUAGGUUUUAACGCCACCGAUUGCUUGGAUUAUAAAGACCAGACCGCGUCUUGGAAACUCAACUUUAAUGCUGACUGCUUGGAUUACAAAGAUCAGACGUCCUCGUGGAAGUUUCAGGUCUUGUGAAGUGCUGGGAAACUCUUGUCUCUCUCUCUCUUCUCUCUCUUUCUCCUUUGAAAACUUGGACGAAUGAUUCCAACGUGAAAACCCUUUGGAAUGGACAGAACACACACACACACACACACACACACACACACAACCACAACAAAAACUUGUGAUCAUUUCAGUACUUCCAGCCAACUUUCCUCCCUUCCCUCUUCACCACCCCCACCCCACGCCCCCUCUCUC